AUGGAUGAUUCAAAGCUUAGGUCAAUUGAGAUUUUGAAUGUUUCGGAGUCUUCAAUGAGUAUGAAUGAAUUUGACUUACAAGUUCCAACCUACUUAGGUUUGAAAGGGGAAAGAUUGAAUUUUGCUAUUACUUCAAUUUGUAGUGUUGGAUUCUUGUUAUUUGGGUAUGACCAAGGACUAAUGGGGUCUUUACUUACUCAACCUGGUUUCUGUGAAACAUUUCCUAUUAUCGAUCCUGGUACCAAUGCAACGAAUUCUAUAUUACAAGGGCUCACCGUGGCAUCCUAUGGAAUAGGUUGUGUGGUAUCUUCAUUAUCAACUAUUUACUUGGGAGAUAAACUAGGAAGAGUGAAAUUAAUGUUCCUAGGGGUUAUAAUUAUAAUUAUUGGUGGUAUUUUGCAAUCAACAGCAGUGGAGUCAAUUACCUUCCUAAUCAUAGCCAGAUUCAUUACUGGGUUAGGCAAUGGUUUAAAUACUGCAACUGUUCCACUUUAUCAAUCUGAAACUUCUAAAGCUCAUAAUCGAGGGAUGCUAAUAUGUUAUGAAGGAGGUUUCAUUGCACUAGGGGUUUGUUUCGGUUAUUGGAUUGAUUUUGCUUUUUAUUUCAGCAAAAACCAAACUUCUUGGAGAAUUCCAAUUGCAUUCCAAUGUAUAUUCCCAUUAAUGAUGUGUCCAUAUAUUUUAAAAUUGCCUGAAUCACCAAGAUUAUUAAUGAGAAGGGGAAACUUCCAUGAAGCAAGAAGAGUAUUUGCCGCUUUAUACCAAGUACCAAUAAAUGAUCAAAUAGUUGAUGAGCAGAUUCGUGACAUUGAAGAAGCAUUAGAAUUUGAAAAUAAAACAUCAGGUAAUUCCUUCUUCUCUCAAGGCGAAACAAAGAAUUUUCAAAGAACUUGUCUUGCAUUAUUCUGUCAAUUCAUGCAGCAGAUAUGUGGAAUACAUUUAACCACUUAUUAUGCUGGAACAUUUCUUGAAACCCAUCUAGGAUUAAGUCCAUUAAUUUCAAGAGUCAUUUCCGGUUUUAACGGUACCGAAUAUUUUUUUGCACUGGUGGCCACCAUUUUAUUGGUUGAAAAGAUCGGGAGAAGACCCUUAUUUAUUGGUGGGGUACUAGGCCAAGCAGCAGUAAUGGCUUCAAUCAGCGUGACAAUGCAUUUAACAAACUAUGAGAAUAGUUUGAUAAAGGCAUACGCACUAGCAUUUCUACUAUUCAUUUUCAAUACUUGUUAUGGUCUUUCCUUACUUUCAUUAUGCUGGCUCUAUCCACCAGAAAUAAGCCCCUUAAAUUGCAGAGCUGGCAUCACGGGGCUUUCAACUGCGGUUAAUUGGCUAACCAGUGCUAUGGUUGCGGUGAGUGUGCCUAUAAUGUUUGAAAGAUUCCAGUAUUAUUAUACGUUUGCAAUCUUUGCCGCGAUUAAUUUCUUAAUGAUCCCGGUACUUUACGUUCUAUACCCAGAAACCAAGGGAAGAAGCUUGGAGGAAAUGGACAUCAUCUUUGCCAUGACCUCCAGGUGGCAACCGUGGGAAGCAGUUAGUAUUGCGGGCGCACUCCCGAAGAUCCACGCUGGAGAUUUUGAUGAUAUCGAGUCCCAACUCAGCGAGUAG
This is a messenger RNA of Hyphopichia burtonii NRRL Y-1933, 1602 nucleotides long. Its product is annotated as sugar porter family MFS transporter. The transcript has a single exon. Lineage: Eukaryota; Fungi; Ascomycota; Pichiomycetes; Serinales; Debaryomycetaceae. Gene Ontology annotation, biological process: carbohydrate transport; transmembrane transport. Gene Ontology annotation, molecular function: carbohydrate:proton symporter activity. The coding region runs from base 1 to 1602 and encodes 533 amino acids. Gene Ontology annotation, cellular component: membrane. The record is from RefSeq and is a predicted model, not a curated record.